Messenger RNA from Alternaria arborescens, 1131 nucleotides. RefSeq lists its product as hypothetical. Gene Ontology annotation, molecular function: transcription cis-regulatory region binding; DNA-binding transcription factor activity. The record is from RefSeq and is a predicted model, not a curated record. NCBI's taxonomy places the organism in Eukaryota, Fungi, Ascomycota, Dothideomycetes, Pleosporales, Pleosporaceae. Gene Ontology annotation, biological process: positive regulation of transcription by RNA polymerase II. The transcript is spliced from 3 exons. Bases 1 to 1131 code for a protein of 376 amino acids. Gene Ontology annotation, cellular component: nucleus.
AUGAAGCCAAAACUCCUUGCACCAAGCCAAUUAGAGGACGGUGUAAGUCCAACAGUUCCCUCCAUUAAGCAAGCCACGAUCGAUGGAGAAGACAACGACGGACUGGAAAACAUCUGUCGAGGUGGACAUCCUGUUGUCAAGGCGUAUCCCCAGCACUACGAUGUCGUUCCUUGGAUUGCACCGAUAGCGCCAGAAUUACGAAUGCUCCUUUCGUAUUUCUCCGAUUUUGUAGCUCCGGUCAUGGUUGUGCUUGACGACGACACAAAUGGAUAUCGAUCACUAGUGCUUCCUAUGGCAAUCCAGGAUGAAGUCCUCUGUCGGGCGGUGAACGUUGUCGCUGCGCAACAUCUAAGUCGUCAGAGACCCGAACUCCAGAGAGCAGCUGAAGCUGAACGCACCGCUGUCAUCUCACGCUUACGCUGCGACUCUUUGAAGCAGUCUGCGGAUAAAGUGUUCAACAAGUUCACGUGGGCUACUCUGAUUGUACUUCUAGUGGGCGAGACCGUAACAGGCAGUGCGGACUAUGGCUUUCUGAUUCAGAUGCUGCUCAGCUUGUCCAUGAGCAAACCUGGUCGGGACGCCAACCCCGUCUUAUUCAACUUUUUGCAAGCGCAAACCCACAUGUUUGAAUUGCUUGGGAUACCACUCCUUGGCGAGGAGAUGGGCCUACUCACGACAAUGAGAGCUUCGGAGUCUCUGAUGAGCUGGCUGUCAUAUCCGCAUCUCCCGGAGAACAGCGAGGAUCGACGUCUUGCGGAUCUGAUACGGCAGUGUUUCCUUUCCGCAUGUGACAUAUAUAUGGGAACCGCAGCCAAUGUCAACGCAAUCUCAACCUUCCCUGACUCGAUCCAAACACAUUUGAUCCAGCGACUCAUCGAUAAGGUAUCAAAGAUCUUGCCUGACGCUCGUGGCGCCCAUGCACUGGUCUGGGUUUGCUUCGUUGCUGGAGCAGCUUCGACAGACCAAAGUCAAAGAGAAUUUCUUGUUCACCGCAUGGAGCACAUAUAUACCCGUACGCAGUUCCGUAAUAUCCCUACUGCAAUACAGAGUCUGCGAAACAUAUGGGCACGCGCGUACGGAGAACGCUGGACCGUCUGUCUCCCUCGAUUGUCGAGCGUAUUGGCCAUGUAA